AUGGUAAAAAGGAAAACUCUCCUUUUUAUUGCGAUAUGUAUAGCUGUAGGUGUUGCACAAGUACCCAAACAAGCAAUAGAUGUUCUUCAUCAACUAGGCCUUGUGAAAGAUGUUCAACAGCCCUCAGAGACAACAGUGCCCUCAACAUCAUCUCUGUUACCUCAGGGUGUUCGUCUAACUGUAUCAGGAGUUGUACUAACUAGCGAUGCACGUAUUGAGUCCCCCAUCACUCAAGUCAUACCAUCAAAUCUAGGGCAUCAGUUCACCAUAUUAGUUGGGUUGUACUCUUACAGAGUAAAUAAUGCUUUUCUUUUCAGUAUUAGGAGUAAAAGUAGACUGCAGUUCGGUGUCCAGUUGCUACCAAGAAAGGUAGUGGUGUACACUGGAGGGAAGCAGCCCGCAUACUUUGGUUAUAGUGUUCAUAAUGAACAAUGGCAUUCGUUUGCCAUUGACAUUAGAGACAAGACUGUCUCGAUAUUCGCUGAGUGCGGAAAGAAGUACUAUAGCCGGGAAAUACUUUCUGAAGUGGAGACAUUUGAUUUGGAUGGUGUAUUUACCCUGGGAAGGAUGAACUCUCACUCUGUCAGCUUUGAAGGAGUUAUAUGUCAGCUAGAUAUUAUUCCCUCUGCAGAAGCCUCUGCCAACUAUUGUAAAUAUGUGAAACAGCAAUGUCGCCAGGCUGAAACGUACCGAUCUCUGCCAGGAGCUCCACACGUGUCAGGUGGGCCGGAUGCUUUUUCAAAGAUGAUGAUUGAUGAGAAAAACCAGUCAGAAGACAUAUCAGCUUAUAGAAGGGAAGAAACAUCAAACAUUCCUGUUACCGAUGUUGCUAAGAUUCAUUUUCUAUCAGAAUACUUUGAGUCAAGAAAUGUCUCUGCAUCAGAGUUUCCAGAGGCCAAACCUCUGUUGCUGGAAUCUCGGCCUGAAACAGAACUCCAGGAGAAUGUCAGUCUGCUUCUUCAUCGGCAGGAGAUGAACAAAAAAAGAAAUGUCACUAAGACCCCCACAGGAUCAUACACAAAUACGUUAGAUAAUACCAAAGAAGACGCAGGCAGACAAAAGGAGCCUUCUCUGAUCUCCCCUCUCCGUCCAGGGCAGGAAGGUGCACUUGAUGCUGAUGAGACUUACCACACAGAAAACAGUUAUGACAUUGGUAUUGAUAAUUAUGACUAUGAAGAUCUUGACAAAAUGUUUGAAAUGGGAAGUGUCAGAGGUCCAAAGGGGGAAACUGGACCUCCUGGUCCUCCAGGUCCUCCAGGUUUUCCUGGUCCAUCAGGAAAGAGAGGUCCUCGGGGUAUUCCAGGACCACAUGGUAAUCCAGGUUUGCCAGGAUUGCCAGGUCCAAAGUUAUUAGUGCAUGAAUGUGGUUUCAGCCUAUGGCUCUGGGAGCUCGCCGGGUGGCUGCUCGGCCAGUGUGAAGCGGGUCACCCAGGGCUGUCUCAGGAGGUGCCAUUUGCUGGUGACUCCCUUUUUAAGGUCAGUGAAUUUGGCUCUGAGGGGUGCGGGUUUGUGGUGGCAGAGCUGGCUGUCGCCGACAGCUCUGCGGGGCCGGCUGACCAGCCCUGGCUCCCUGGCCACGGCAGGCCCCGGGCCUCUGUGGCGGGUCGGCCUGCGGUGCCUGGUGCUUCGUGUGGCAGCGGGCUCCGGCAGCGGGGAUUUGAAGGCCCUAAAGGAGACCCAGGAUUCUCUCCAGGACAGGCGAAGCGUGGAGAAAAAGGUGAUCCAGGCCCCAUAGGCUUUCCAGGCCCACCUGGGAUCAAAGGCCAGAAGGGUCUUAAGGGUUAUCUGGGACUGCGAGGGCCACGGGGUGAGCAGGGAAUUCCAGGAAUGGCUGGCAACAUUGGGGCAGUUGGUUACCCUGGCAGGCAGGGCUUAGCUGGACCAGAAGGUAACACAGGUCCUAAAGGUGUAAGAGGUUUCAUUGGACCUCCAGGUGUGGCAGGACAACCAGGACCUGAAGGAGAAAGGGGCAUCCCAGGCUUCCGUGGAAAAAGAGGUCCUAAAGGGAGACAGGUCUUCGAAGCUAUCCAGGAGUUUCCAAUUUUGACUUGCUUGUGGUUUGAGAUUGGAAACUGUGAUAGCAUUCGCCAGUUGUGCACUCAGUUGCGCUCAGCAGUUCAGAUGACUUUCUUCUAUCACGUUGAACAAGCUUGUUCAGCAGUAGGUUUUCCAGGUGACUUUGGAAAUAGAGGCCCUCCUGGUCCAGAUGGGAAUCCUGGAAUUGUUGGUGGUGUUGGUCCUCCUGGAUUUCCAGGACUUAGAGGAGGCAUUGGGCCAGCAGGACCGAGUGGACCAUCAGGAAUUCCAGGGCCCACGGGUGAACGUGGCCUUGCAGGAGAGCCAGGAGACCAGGGGUACCCAGGAGACAAGGGUGCUCUUGGUUUACCAGGGCCCCCAGGGAUCAGAGGAAAGCCAGGACCUCCAGGGAAAGUUGGAGAUUCUGGAUCCCAUGGACCAUUGGGUCCUCCAGGACCUGAGGGUUUUCCAGGAGAUAUUGGUGUACCUGGAUUAAAUGGCCCUGAAGGUCCUAAGGGACUUCUGGGUGACCGAGGGCCUCCAGGGCCACAAGGACCCAAAGGAGUUGAGGGAGAAGUAGGACCAGUUGGACCUGUUGGAGGAGUCGGCCCAAGAGGAAAGCCGGGACAGAAAGGUUAUGUAGGUGAUCCUGGACUGGAAGGUUUAAAGGGAGAACAAGGAGACCAAGGAAACCUUGGAAAAACUGGUGAAGCAUUAACGUAUGCCAAGGAGAGAUACCAUACGCUGGUUUGGGCUCAGUGCUGUACUACAGACAGCAAUCAGAGUGAGGUCCCCAUUGUCUGCAAAAUAUCAAGUGGACAUACCCCAGACAGCUCAUCAAAUGGUUGGUCACUGCUGAAGUUUUCAGAACUGCUUGGAUCAGCUGGCUUACCUGGAGAAGCUGGGCCAUCUGGAAGCCUUGGCGAAAAGGGAGAGCGAGGCAGUCCAGGACCAGUAGGUCCUCCUGGAGAGAAAGGUGUUAUGGGCUACCCAGGAUCUCCAGGAGGCCCUGGGCCUGUGGGGCCAGAAGGAUUACCUGGGCCAAGAGGUCUAGAUGGUCCUCUAGGAGAACCAGGAACACAAGGCAUCAAG
Molecule: messenger RNA, 3108 nt
Organism: Phaethon lepturus (White-tailed tropicbird)
Lineage: Eukaryota; Metazoa; Chordata; Aves; Phaethontiformes; Phaethontidae
Product: collagen alpha-1(XXIV) chain-like
Exons: 31
Source: RefSeq, a predicted model, not a curated record